UGCGCUCGAGUCCAGUCAGAGCGCGCGCACGCAGCUCUCGUGGCGACAGAGAGAAGAGAGAGAGAGGGAGACGUGUGAUUUCUCUUUGUACUGAAUGAAGAGUUGAGGCCGGCGCUGCUACUGCUGCCCUCUCUUUUUUAUAGGCAGAGUUUGCAUGCUGUAAAUAGCACAAUAAGCCGGUUACACUUAACGUUUCAUCGUGCCGUCGGUUCCCUUGGUUGUAAGGAAGCGGCCACCCACUGCCAAUGAUCCUUUGAGCGAAUUUGGACAACAAAAGCAUCAGGUCUUAGGUUGUUUCUUCGGGGGCUUUCAAGUCACACAUUUAUCAGUCGGGAUUUUUCAGUGCGGAAUAACGAACAGCCGCACUUCCACAGACCGCAUCGCUUCUUUUCCCGUCGCCCCUUUCACACUUCCACACCUACGGGGGCGAGAAUUUUUCCCAAACGGAGCGACCAUGGCUGCAGUAACAAGCCCGGAGACGAGCCCUCAACCCCGGGUAUAUUUCCAGACGCCGGCCGGCACCACAGAAGAACCGGAGACACCCGUUCGAAAGCAAGGGCGAGUAACCGUCAAAUACGACCGUAAGGAGCUGAGGAAGAGACUGAACCUGGAGGAGUGGAUUAUCGACCAGCUAACGGACCUCUACGACUGUGAGGAGGAGGCCAUUCCAGAGCUCGAGAUAGAUGUGGACGAGCUGCUCGAUAUGCCCAGUGACGUUGAACGGGCAGCCAGGGUCAAGGACCUUCUGGUUGACUGUUUUAAACCUACUGAGGACUUCAUCUCAGAGCUGCUCGACAAGAUCCGAGGGAUGCAGAAGCUCUCCACGCCUCAGAAGAAAUGAUGGCAUCCCUCUUCUUCCUCUUCCUCGUUCUUCUCCUUCCCUACAUCUCCUCCAACUCAGCCCUCGCCUCCUGUCUUCCUGCCGCACUUUCCAUGCUUUUAUUUUGAAGUCGGUUUCAGUUGUUCUUCUUUUUAAACUUCUUUCUUCUUCUCUUUUCUUUCAUCUUUCUCUUGUUGCCUGGAUUCAGCCCUAUUAAUUGCUUUUAAUAUGAAGUUUUAGUGGACUUUGUGUCAUUUUUUUCUUGACUUCCUUCUAAAAAAAUUCUGUCAGAUGAGGAAAAAGCAAAGAAUGCAAAAUAACCAGGUGCGAAUAUUCACAAGCGAUUUAUUGGUCUCAAUCCAGGCACUUUUCUGUUUCACUCCUGCUCCUCCUUGACUCUUUGUUUGGCUUUACUCUUCUUCCUCGUCCGGCUCUUCUUCUUCCUCCCACCCUGCUGCGUACCGCCCUCCAUCUGUUUGAGGAGAAAGGCAAGAGGAGAUGAGGCCUGUAAUUAUUGAAAGUGGAGCGACCCAGACUGGGAAGAGGAACAACAGCGUGAAACGGCCAAGAAAAGAGCGAAGGGGGAAGCAGCCAAUCAGGAGCUUAAUCAUUGUGAAUAUCUCAACCAAUGAGGCUCCUUUUUUAUUUAACUUGUACAUGAGCUAGCUACCUACCUGGAUUCUUUUGAUAUUUUCUCAUCAGUUUGAGGGCACCAGGACAUUGACUUGACUAGUUUUUUAUUGUCAACUUUUUGGGGGUCCAUAUAGUCUUUUCAGAUCAUUUCCCCCUGUAAUCAGAGGCAUUUGCUACAGUGGUGCAUUUACAGACUGUCUUUCCUUGUGUGUGUAUCUUUUGAAACUCUGCACUAUGUCAUUUUGGGAAGAAAAUCCGAAACCUCUGACCACAAAGAAUAAUGUAUGAUGUAUCUUUAGAGCAACGAGAGGAAAAGCUGAUCCCUUGAAAUAGUGGUUGAACCUUAAAAAGUCACUGGUUGGCUGUGGUGGUCAUACAGUCCUACUAAUUUUAGAAGUAAAAAUCUUCCUUUGAGGCUAGAGUAGAAGUAGGUUCUCUUAGGUCGGGUGUGCUGGAGUAGAAUUAAAUUUUGGGGGGAGAAAAAGCUAUUUUUCUUUCUUCAAAUGCGUGGUGCAGUCAUAAGAGAGGCUCCUCAAAAGCCACUGCUGUCCAGUCUGCACAUAAAUAUGUACGUCUGUGUGUUGCUAAAUGCUACGUACGUGUGUUGCUACAUAAUGUACAGCAACAUUUAUAAUAGGGGUGUUUUUUCUGGCCUGUAUAUUCUGCUGUUCUGUACGAAGACUUAGAUUUUUAGUAUAGGACUGGUUCCUUUAUUUAGUUUUGUUUUGUCACACACAUUGACAGUCCGACAGGGGGACCCUAACAAAGCUGCCUUGUUUUCUUUCUUUCUCUCUGUGUAUAACCUCCCUCCUCUUCUUAAUGUCUCUCCUUAAACCUUUGACAUUAUUCAGUCCACCACACUGGUUCAGCGUGGUCACACAUACAUGGAAACUCAAAUAUCUCCAAGGCUCAACGUUGGUGUGUUGCUGUCAGCAGACACACCAAUGAGACGUCUGAAUGAGAGGGUGGGAGGCUACUAUUUUGUACUGAAGCUGUCUAGAUGCGUUCAACCUUCUUUCUUCCCCUCUUGUAUCUCAUUCACAUCCAGGCCACCCAUAGGGCGGAUAAAAUGCAUUCACACAUACAGCUGCUUCAUACACAAACAUACAAGGCACUGAGCGAAAGAGAAGUCCAUUGCCAUCACAUCAUUUGUGUUUCCUGCUGCAGCUGCCAAUCAUCUCCAAGAAUAAGCCAUCUGUUUCCUUCCCUGAGCCAAUCAGGUUGGAGACAGAAGCCCACCAGCCAACCGGUGAAGCAGCAACGUUUGCUGCGAUUCCUUUGGCCAGGAGCUGACACCUGCGGUGACGGCAGACCUCCACCAUCCGUCUCUUUCUCUCAACACACAGACACAUACACACGCUCGCUCACUGCCCCUUUUUCAUCUUGCUGCUCCGUCAUUUCUCCCUGGCAUCCCCCCUUCUCUCUCUCUCUCUCUCUCUGUCUCUUCCCCCCCUGCUCAUCCCACCCAUUUUCAUCCUCAUGUCAACCUUCCCCUCUCCCUUCUCCAUUUUCCUUUCCUUUUUUUAAGAAAAAAAACAGAUGUUGCCUUAGGUAUUAUUUAUGUUACACAAACCAAAUAAACGUGAGACAUUCAUUUUUAAAAAGGUAACACAGACUGCUAAAAUGUGUGUUACUGAGCAGAACUGCGGCGUCUUCUGUCGCUCCUUUUUUUGGUUUUGGAAAACAAACUGAGAUUCUUUUUUUUUUUUGUAGAAGUGAGUGUUUAAUACUUAGGCCUUGAUACGGUGAUUUUGUUUAGAUAAGACAAUGUUCUUUACAUUUACCAUUUGAAUACUGGUCUGUUUUUAUUGUGAUCAUGACACUUCUCAAUGCCAGGCCUUGGAUUCACAUGUAGUUGAACAGAAAUCCAUUCAGAUACAUUUUGGUGCGAUUGCUUUUGCCUUUUUGGUGUGGUUUCCAAAUCAAGCCUGGUCUGCAUUUUUUGGAGACGGUCUGGUCGUUGGGUUUGUUGGCAAGCUCAAUCAGUUGCUGCAUUUGAGUGGAUUUUGAUUUCUAAAUCCAGGUUUGGAUUAAACCUUCUUAGACUGUUAUUGAGAAGUCUGUUUUUUUACUGUUGGGGAAAAUUGCAAAAAAAUAUAUUUACUGAUUAUCAUCAUUGAGGCUAAAUACAAGAGCUAAACUGAAUGGAUUGGAAGAAUGUAGGUGAUUUUUGGACAAGGAUUAGAUCAAACCAACAAACAAAUGUAGCAAUAUCAACAACAGGUCUUGUUUUUGCCCAAUUUUGUUACACUUUUAUGCAACUUUAAUAAAAACAUGUAAAAUGGA
Molecule: messenger RNA, 3739 nt
Organism: Cheilinus undulatus (humphead wrasse)
Lineage: Eukaryota; Metazoa; Chordata; Actinopteri; Labriformes; Labridae
Gene: ppp1r14bb
Product: protein phosphatase 1, regulatory (inhibitor) subunit 14Bb
Exons: 4
Coding region: 455-841 (128 amino acids)
Biological process (GO): regulation of phosphorylation; innate immune response
Cellular component (GO): cytoplasm
Molecular function (GO): protein serine/threonine phosphatase inhibitor activity
Source: RefSeq, a predicted model, not a curated record